Akanthomyces muscarius is the source of this 297-nucleotide messenger RNA. RefSeq lists its product as uncharacterized. The coding region runs from base 1 to 297 and encodes 98 amino acids. The transcript is spliced from 3 exons. The record is from RefSeq and is a predicted model, not a curated record. NCBI's taxonomy places the organism in Eukaryota, Fungi, Ascomycota, Sordariomycetes, Hypocreales, Cordycipitaceae.
AUGAGAGUUGAUGCCGCUUUGCUGCUCGCUGCUGCCCUCAUCGCCUCGCCCGUAUCAGCAAUUGCGAGGAACAGUAAAAAUGAAGCCGCUCACACAAGCUCUCCGCCAUAUGCCAUCUCAAACAGCUCCACGAUUGCUACGCACCCCUCGCCCAAAUCGAGCAGCAAAUCCACGACUUCUUCAUUAAUAUCUUCCUCCCACAGCUCCCACGUCCUUGACAACCUCUUCCACAACAACCUCAACAACACGCUCAACCACCCGCUCAACCACAACAACAUCUUCCGAUGCGCCAAGUAG